Ichthyophthirius multifiliis is the source of this 842-nucleotide messenger RNA. RefSeq lists its product as hypothetical. Gene Ontology annotation, cellular component: F-actin capping protein complex. The record is from RefSeq and is a predicted model, not a curated record. Gene Ontology annotation, molecular function: actin filament binding. NCBI's taxonomy places the organism in Eukaryota, Ciliophora, Oligohymenophorea, Hymenostomatida. The transcript is spliced from 6 exons. Gene Ontology annotation, biological process: barbed-end actin filament capping; cell morphogenesis.
AUGGAACAAAAUAAAAUAGCUACAGCAUUAUCUUUAUUAAGAAAAUUACCUCCUUCAAAAAUACAUUAUAACACAAAUGCUUUAUCUAAUCUAAUGCCUGAUGAAGCGGAUGAAUUAUUAUAAAAAGUUGAUAAACCAUUAGAAAUUGGUGUAUGUAGCUAAACAAAUUUAUAAUAUAUUAAAAGUGAAUUUAAUAGAGAUGGAGAUAGCUUUAGAUCACCUCAUUCAAAUUAAUAUGACCCCCCUAUUGAUGAUGCAGUUUAUCCUUCAAACGAUGUAAGAUAGCUUGAAGAAAAGGCAAAUACAUUAUUUUAGGAAUAUAUGAAAUUAUAUUAUUAAGGAGGAAUAUGUAAUAUUUAUUUUUGGGAUAAGGAAAAUGGAGGAUUCGCAUGCGCAUUUUUAAUGAAAAAAGAGGUGGAAUUAGCAAAAGGUAUUAAAAAAGGAACAUGGGAUUCAAUAAAUGUUGUAGAUGUAAAAGUAGACGAAUAAAAUAAAAAAAAAAUAACUUAUAAAUGUACAGGAUCUGUUGUUUUAGAAAUGAUAUUAAAUGAUGAUGGUGCAGGAGAUGUUAAUAUUUCAGGUUCUUUAACAAAAUCAAAAGAAGAUGUUAGAUUAUAUGAUGGUAAUAUCGAUAUUAAUAGUUUUCAUUUAGAAAAUAUUGGUAGAAUUGUGGAAGAUUUAGAAAGUGUAUUAAGAACACAUUUAGAUACUAUUUAUGUCGGAAAAACAAAGGAGAAUAUUUUUACUACCAGAUCUUAAGAGGGAUAUAUUUAAAUGGAAUAAACUAAAAAAAAUUUAGCAAUCAAUAUUAUAGACAGGGCUAAUAAUUAAAAAAAUUGAUA